AUGGCUCUCCUGGGGGAUAAAAACCUCACUGCAGUGACAGAGUUCAUUUUACUUGGCUUAACAGAUGACCCAGUCCUUCGAGUCAUCCUCUUCAUCAUCAUCUUGUGCAUCUACCUGGUGACCAUAUCUGGAAACCUCAGCACAAUCCUGCUAAUCAGAAUCUCUCCUCAGCUCCAUCACCCCAUGUACUUUUUUCUGAGUCACUUGGCCUUGGCUGACAUAGGCUAUUCAUCGUCUGUCACACCCAAUAUGCUUGUCAACUUCCUGAUGGAGAUAAAUACCAUCUCCUAUCUUGGAUGUAUCAUUCAGCUUAGCUCAGUUUCUUUCUUUGGGACACUUGAGUGUUUCCUUCUGGCUGUCAUGGCUUAUGAUCGAUUUGUGGCAAUCUGUAAUCCAUUGAUUUAUUCAACCAAAAUGUCCACACAAGUCUGUGUACAGUUACUUGUGGGAUCUUAUUUAAGUGGUUUACUUAGUGUUUCCUCCUGUACCUUUUCCUUCUUUUCUUUUGUCUUCUGUGGACCAAAUAUAAUCAAUCAUUUCUUCUGUGAUUUUACUCCCUUAGUUGAACUCUCCUGUUCUGAUGUCAGGGUCCCCACAACUGUUGCCUCAUUUUCUGCAGGCGUUGCUGCUAUGAUCACAGUGUUUGUCAUAGCCAUCUCCUACACCUACAUUCUCAUCACCAUCCUGAAGAUGCGCUCUGCUGAGGGCCGCCAGAAGGCCUUCUCCACAUGCACCUCCCACCUCACUGCAGUCACUCUCUUCUAUGGGACUGUCACAUUCAUUUAUGUGAUGCCCAAUUCCAACUACUCCGCUGACCAGAACAAGGUGGUAUCUGUGUUCUACAUGGUAGUGAUACCCAUGUUGAAUCCCCUCAUCUACAGUCUGAGGAAUAAUGAAAUUAAAGGAGCUUUGAAGAAACAACUUGUAAAGAAAAGAUUGUCUUAG
Nannospalax galili (Upper Galilee mountains blind mole rat) is the source of this 945-nucleotide messenger RNA. RefSeq names its product olfactory receptor 502-like. Gene Ontology annotation, cellular component: membrane. Gene Ontology annotation, molecular function: olfactory receptor activity; G protein-coupled receptor activity; odorant binding. Gene Ontology annotation, biological process: sensory perception of smell; G protein-coupled receptor signaling pathway. The transcript has a single exon. The record is from RefSeq and is a predicted model, not a curated record. Bases 1 to 945 code for a protein of 314 amino acids. NCBI's taxonomy places the organism in Eukaryota, Metazoa, Chordata, Mammalia, Rodentia, Spalacidae.